AUGCAUGGUUCUUUUCUUUUUAUAGUGGUGACUGCUUAUUUACUCUUCUGUCUGGCCACAUUUCCGCUUCAGAUAGCCAUGAUAGUUAUGGGUAAGUUCAUCCACUUCCAACUACGUGUAAAGAAUACCGGGGGGGGGACUCCACGUAUGAAAGUGGUGGGGAUGCUCGUCGUCUUGCUUAGGGGUAUAAAUUUCGGAUUUUGGUCUCACUUAGGGUGUUCUGGGCAAAACGCCAUCAUAUUUAGCUGUGAAGGUCUCGUUUAGGGUUGCACGCCAAAAAAUAUAAAAUAUAUAUAUUGUCUGUGUUUUAACAUGGUCUCUUUUAGGGGUCAAAAAAAGCUUGGGCCACGCCCAGAUCGGUCUCCCUUAGGGGUUUAACUCAAAAUUUCCGACGAGCAACCCCACCCCUUUCAUUUGCGGAGUCUUCCCCCUCUCGCCCAAGGAAAGAAUAGUCCAUUAUCAUUGUUUGCUAUUGUCAUCGCCCACAAUCUAAAAGAUAAACUCCUAUGAUGAAUACUGCACACGUUUCUUUCAGGUCCCAGUUGUUAAAAAGGUGGAUAAUGUUAUUCACGGGAAAAAUUUCUAUCCAGUGGACAACGCAAUUGGUUUUCCCAACACUUCUCUGCUGGAUCAUGAUAGAGAUUUAUCCACGGAUAGCGCUAUCCAUAAUUUGAACACUGUUCCCGUUUAAACUGGGACCGCACGAUCAUACUUUCAACACUGAGUUUAGUUACAGCAGCAGUUUACUAUAGUUAGAUUUUAUGUGGAUUAGGAUGAAGAAGAAGUCAUUUGAACAGAUUCGUAUCCAGUCUCCAGUCGCUUUCCUGUAUUCGUGCUGUGAUUAAUGGGAAGGAUUUAGUGAGUCCAAAUGCAUCAAGGAAAGGAAGGGAGAAAAAUGCCACGCAACCGUUACUUUUUUUGUUUCUUUCCCAAGAGCCUCAGUAUGUGUCUCGUCUUAGGGAAAGUUAAACAUUUUGUAUCCGAAUGAAAGAUGAAAAGAAAUGUUCUUACAUUGAAGUUCAUACUUUGAUAAGACAGCAACAAAAUCCCUUUGAAAUUUGCCAAACGAUCGUGUUCUUUCUUUUCAGGUGCAAGAUACAUAGAUGAGUGCCCUGUGGAAGACAUGAUCCCAAUUUACUUAAUAGUGGCUGCAUCGGCUGGACUCUUCAAUACUUGCUGCUCAGCUGGCGCAUUGAUAUACCAAAGUGGAGAUGACAAGCAGACCCUGAAUCCCUUCACCGCUCUCAUGCAACUCUUCCAUUUUGCUUGGUUCAUUGCUGGAAAUGUGUGGAUUUAUAGUAUCUACGAGCCUAACUACACUGACCCUAGCAGCCCAGAUUUCUGCAACAAAACGCUGUAUCUAUUCGCAUUCUGGGUUACUAAUUCGUAUUAUAUCUUGUUUGGCGUCGUACUUGGAAUCGUGAAAUGUUGUACAUGUUGUACAUGUUGUAUAUUUACAUGUUGUAUGGGUUUGACGGUAACACCUUGUAGCCAGAGUCUGGCGUAAAAUACAAACGAAUAGAUAUUUCCAUGUUUUUAUUUUUUUUUUUUAACUUUAUGACAACUAGUAUUUAGCCAUAUGUACUAACUAGGGAAAAUCGUAUAUCUCUGACUGACCAAUCGAAAACAUUUUUUAUCCAAACCAUUCCCCCCAAAGUCAGCUUUGCAACGUGCUAGAAGUAAUUCUCAACUUCCAGCCUUGGUAUAUUGCUCAUCAAACUGCAUUUCGCAGAAACUUGCUGCAAAUGCAAUCCUCGAAACUUUGCAGUUGUCUGAAUGCCAAUUUUUUUCGGCAUUUCAACAAAGACUGACCAAAAACAGCCAUUUCAACCCCAGUAAAAAUAGUUACCAUUGAUUUCAAAUUUCGUACUUCCGUUUAGCUUAUAAAAGAACGCCUUAAACUCAAUAACCACUGCAUGCUUGCGUAGCGCGGGCGCGUUUGUCAGUGCUAGGCAAUCCUACGUACAUGACAUUGUUUUGCGCAAGUGUGAAACUCACUGAAGCUUGCAGAUAUGAACCACCCAGUCAUUUCCCACAUUUUCAUAUCCUUUUAUCCCAUGCGUGGUCCUCGUCGGCCAGAAGUUAAUUUGAUACCAAAAAAGUUAGUCUUAGAUUCAUAAAUGAUGUGGUAAACAACUCAUUGUUUUUUGGUGGAUGAGAGCUGGACUUUCUAUGAAAACUUCACCACGAUAAUAAUAAUGAUACUAGCAAUAAUUUUGACUCGUUUGCGAAGAAUGCAAAAAGCCACAAUCUCGCUGUCGCUCAACAUAGCAUGUUGUCUCAAGCGGGCAACUGUAACUCACUUGGCCACCUCAUCUACGCUGUGCGUCCUCCUGUGUGGUUCAUGACACGCAUCUUUACGUUUCAGAUUGCAAUAAAAAAAACUUAUGACAGCUUAGCUUAGGCUACAAUGUUAUGGUAUGGGGCUGGACCCGAUGAAUUUUUUGUAAUAAAGGUAAAAUUUUAAAAAAAAUUGUAAAAAUUUAGAUAGAAAAACUUGACAAUACAAUAAACAUUUUGAUACAAUUGAAUUAUAGUUUACAAACUAUGCACUGAAGACCCAUCGCUGAAUUAGAAGGAUAUAAAAGAAACUAUUUUGCAACAUCCGGUUUUGUCAGACUGGUCAUGCGCAUGCGCCCUAGUUGGCGAAACGAGUGGUAAAGUCGUGACUCGAACUCAUUUAGCUUAUAGCUGAGUUUACAGUUAAUUAUGGAAAUCGGCGCAACCUACAGAUUAGCCGACAGUUAUGGGCUAGCAGAUUGGUGACUUAUUUGUAGGUUGCGCGCACUAUGCAUGAUUUCCAGAAGAGUAAUGUCAAACUGUGUUGCAUGCGAUUCUGUGUUUGUCCUUAUAUUCUUCUCGGUAAGUGUUAUCAACAGCGGCCUUCGGCUCGACUGAUAACCGUACUUACCUCGACUUUGAAUAUUCCAGAUAUCACAAAAACCUCAUCUAAUUAUUGUUGAAUAUUUGACCGUACAUGUCUUGCUUAACUAGCCACCUGUUUGGUCAACAUCCGUGUUGAGAGCAAACAAACGCGUAUAACACGUCGAAAGCAAACAGGCCAGUGACAAAUAACAGGGCGAGUCCCAGGAAAUUGUUAUCGAUUUCUGAGACAGGGUAAGUAGUGUCUGUUUCGACUUCUUUCUUUAGUGACAUUCCUCGCCUGUAAACUGAAGGACCUUUUCAUCUUUUAAAACGGUUUCUUUCUCAUGGUAACUUCAAAUGUUCACAGCAAUUAAUAUUGCCAAGCAGAGGUUGAAAAAAAAAUACAGAAAAGUGUACUGGAUCUCAAAUUCAAGGUGUAGGUAUAGAACACACCCCCUUGAACCUGUCCCGAGUGCAAAAACAAACUUCAAGUUUCGUCUUCUAAUGAUGAACUUAAAAAAUCAAAUGUUUUACUCGCCUUGCAAUGAUAUACACUUAUUAUACAAUUUUGCCUUCAUUAGGCAUCCGUGCGGAUACACACGCAUUAGUCCGAUCAGCAAACCUUCCGCUAGCCACUAGCUUGGAAAAUUACUGUUGAAUUUUUGUGACGGGAACAAGUACGUCCACUCUAAAUAUGUGCUGAGAUUAUAUAUGUCCAUGACUAAGAUUACUUUUCAUAAUAAAGAUAUUUUUAAAAUGACUAAUUGAUACAGUCAAAAUCGCCAAAAAAAAAAAUGAAAAGUUCAGUAUAGUUUGUUUAAGCUUUAACUGUAUGUUCACGAAAUUUGACAUUGGCAAGCAGUCGGAGGUUGAGAAAGGCACCUAGUAUACCAGUGUCUCAAAUACAACUUAUGAAGGUAAAAAGAUCGCCAGCUAGAUAGAGCACACGUGCGAAACGAUUGUUAAAUCAGAAGAAUAACGUUAAAUACGUCAACGUUUCAGCAGCUGUAAUUUUGUAUAUUUGACCGUACUUUGACAAUAGCGUGACGUCACAGCAUGGCGGGUUAAAAGCUUUGGACUGGUUUAACUUCCGUGUUGAGAGUAUAAGAAACGCGUAUAAAGCGGCGAAAGCUGACACGCCAAGCCAAAAAAAGCGAGUCCCUGGAAAUUGUUACUGA
Molecule: messenger RNA, 4043 nt
Organism: Porites evermanni
Lineage: Eukaryota; Metazoa; Cnidaria; Anthozoa; Scleractinia; Poritidae
Source: the annotation of a GenBank genome assembly